ACUUGUUUCCCACUUGUCAUUUACUGGUUAAGUCAUUGUGCAUGAUCUCUCGUAAUUUUGCGCAAGUCCAAAAAAGUCUUCAAGUCUGCUUGACUCUCCCCAUCAAAGUCAUAUUCACAAACAUAAAUGAUUCCUUCCGUCACCCAGCCAACUACUCCCAAAUGAAAGUGAAGGAUCUAUUUAUUUAUGACACCACUUCUGACACGCCACAAUGAAUCCCGGAUAACAACACAGAUAGACGAUUUUGACGAGGAGCUCACAAAAUAUUCCGUGCACUAACAUGAAACGCUAUGCAG
Rhizopus microsporus ATCC 52813 is the source of this 296-nucleotide messenger RNA. RefSeq lists its product as uncharacterized. Lineage: Eukaryota; Fungi; Mucoromycota; Mucoromycetes; Mucorales; Rhizopodaceae. Bases 42 to 215 code for a protein of 57 amino acids. The transcript has a single exon. The record is from RefSeq and is a predicted model, not a curated record.